GUGACAAAGAAGCAUCUCCAGUUUACAGGUUCCAGUUUAGUUUUCAGAUCUUGUAACCAGUAAAUUUGCCCUAGUCACCAAACACAUAAAAUUAACGUUGCAAUGUCCGACCCAAGGUUGCGCCAGCUUACGAUCAAAACAGGUGUAGUGAAGCGCUUGUCCAAGGAAAAGACCGUGUAUGAGAAGGAGGUCGUCACCCAGCGGAACCGUAUCGACAGACUGAAGACGGAAGGGGCUGACGAUCACGUUCUUCGCAAGCAGGAGGAAGUGCUGCAAGAAUCGAUGAUGAUGGUUCCGGACUGUCAGCGAAGAUUAGCAAAGGCGUUUGAAGAGUUGAGUGAAAUGAUCAAAAACGAAGAAGAGCUGAAGGAGAGCAGUCAGUACACUGCUGCGGUGGCCAUUCUUGAGGACGCUAAAGUGAAUCUGCCUCAUUAGUGUAUUUUCCAACCACUGAUCAUCAUUAGCUGCUAACAAUUUAUCAUUUUAUAACCGUUAACUACAAUUUCACUGAGUUCCUUAGUUUAAGCUAAUACUAAUGCGGUAAACAUGUCAA
This is a messenger RNA of Ochlerotatus camptorhynchus, 553 nucleotides long. It is a transcript of the gene Tbca, whose product is annotated as Tubulin binding cofactor A. The record is from RefSeq and is a predicted model, not a curated record. Gene Ontology annotation, biological process: post-chaperonin tubulin folding pathway; tubulin complex assembly. Gene Ontology annotation, molecular function: beta-tubulin binding. Gene Ontology annotation, cellular component: microtubule cytoskeleton; cytosol. The coding region runs from base 103 to 435 and encodes 110 amino acids. The transcript is spliced from 3 exons. NCBI's taxonomy places the organism in Eukaryota, Metazoa, Arthropoda, Insecta, Diptera, Culicidae.